AUUCAUUGCAAUAUAUGAAAUUACAUAUGAUGUCAUUGCAUGACGAUAUGUCAUAGUUUUAAUUGAAACAACUAUUAAAGGGAAACAGUCGGCACUAAAUUUUUCUGCGUUAACAUGUAACAUUUUUGAUGCCCAAUACCUAUGCACUUACAAAUUACAAUGCCUCGUACAAUAUGAGUGUACAAUGUACAUACAAUAAUAUGUAGCUGCAAUACAUUGCGAAUAUCACGAGUCUUGUGCUAAGCUGUAUGCAUACAGCCAACAGGCAACAUGCCGUUAUGAUUUGCAAGCUGCCGCAGCAGGGUAGCAACAGUCUGCCUGCAAUGUCUUUAACUCUGCUAACCCUACAAGUCGCAUCGUACAAGACCAUCUGAAACUUAUGGUAUAGCAACAUAGCACGUGAAGUCUCAUUCGAUCAAAGGUACAAUUCGUCGGUGCAGACCUAGCCACGUUCGCGUGAAGUAACUUAAUGUUUCGGUACGUUCUAUUCAUCCAACUGCAAAAGCCGAGCUACUUGUUGAUUAGUCACUGGCGACGAUGCCAAUGAUCUUUAGCUUGCUGCGAAUUGCGGAUCAUGUCCCUCGCCUUGUAUACAGAUGCGUAUUUGCAUCUGUAUGAUUAACAUGUGAGUUUAACUAAUGAUAAACAGUGGCAUUAAUACAACUAGUGUUGAAUGAAUAAACACAUUUUUAUCAGCCUAUUUACAAGGCCGGAUACAUUAUUAGACCAAUACUGGAUAUGAAACUGAAUUUCUUAAAUAAUUGGAAUUGAUUCUGUAAUUAAAGCAUGUUUCAUCAAGAGCAAUGGAAACGCAGCUUGAUCGCUACGUUCAUCAUUUUAGCUUUGACAUAUGUACAACAAGUUCACUCGGUAGAAGCGAUCUAUGCCAUAAAUGCUGGUGGAGAUGCACACAUUGACAUUCAUGGCAUACGCUAUGCAAGAGAUCCACUGAUGGGAAAAGUGGGCACUGCUUCUGACUAUGGCAAACAAUUGAUCAUAGGUCGAGUUGAUCCUGCUGAUCAAAUACUUUAUCAGACUGAGAGGUAUCAUCAUAGCACAUUUGGCUAUGACAUACCUGUAAGCGAAGAUGGAGACUAUGUAUUGAUUCUUAAGUUUUCAGAAGUUUAUUUUAACUCGCCGAACAUGAAGGUAUUUGAUAUUGUUCUUAAUGGAGAUCACACUGUUGUAACUGAACUAGAUAUAUUUGAAAGAGUUGGUCGAGGUAUUGCACACGAUGUGUAUGUACCAAUUAAAGUGCAAAAUGGAAAACUAAUUUAUAAUGAAGAAGAAUCAGAUAUUCUAGGUGGUAAAAUAAGAGUUGAAUUCAUCAAGGGCUAUCGAGAUAAUCCUAAAAUCAAUGCUAUUGCUGUGAUCAAAGGAACUCUUGACGAUGUUCCACUUCUGGAGCCAAUGCCUCAAGAACCCGAAGAAGACCAAGGAACUCAAGAAGAAGAAGAGGAACCAGUAAUCCGUACAAGACACACAAGUGGACCUCGCACACCAGAUCCAUAUGAAUCUGUAGAUUCAUCAUUUCUAUUGCAAUCAUUACCUAUAUGUGCUGCAAUCGGAGCUUUUAUACCUUUAUUAUUUUGCUUAUGCAAGUUAUAAAAUGUUUCAAGUGAAACAUUUUUGUUGAGUUGUACUUAAAUACAAGUACAUGCACAAACUCAAAUUAAUCUGUUUCACUUUAUUUAAGUUGAGUUUGCAGAUGUAUUAUUCUUGAAUUUGUCUGAUUUUGAUAGUCUAUGUAGUAACAAGUUAUAUAUAUUUUACUAAAUUGACGCCAUGUAUGUGUAUUCCUAUGUAAUAUAUGUAACAGUUGUUUCAUGUGCAAUUUCUGUUUAAUUAUAAGCUUAUAUAAAGACUUACUGGCCUUUCUCUGUAAAUUUUUAUGUAACUAGAUGAUCUAAAGACUAGAUAUUAAGAAGUGUGUGUUUUAGUGUAAAUUUAAUAAAUUUUACUUAUUUUGUUAAACACCUGUUGAAAUCAGGUUUUAAAUAACAGAAAAUAAAACUAUUAUACUAAGAAA
Trichogramma pretiosum is the source of this 2029-nucleotide messenger RNA. RefSeq names its product malectin-A-like. Gene Ontology annotation, molecular function: carbohydrate binding. The coding region runs from base 787 to 1608 and encodes 273 amino acids. Gene Ontology annotation, cellular component: membrane. The record is from RefSeq and is a predicted model, not a curated record. The transcript is spliced from 5 exons. Lineage: Eukaryota; Metazoa; Arthropoda; Insecta; Hymenoptera; Trichogrammatidae.